Messenger RNA from Dromiciops gliroides (monito del monte), 6803 nucleotides. RefSeq names its product RNA polymerase II subunit A (gene POLR2A). The record is from RefSeq and is a predicted model, not a curated record. Gene Ontology annotation, molecular function: DNA binding. NCBI's taxonomy places the organism in Eukaryota, Metazoa, Chordata, Mammalia, Microbiotheria, Microbiotheriidae. The transcript is spliced from 29 exons. Bases 438 to 6350 code for a protein of 1970 amino acids. Gene Ontology annotation, biological process: transcription by RNA polymerase II. Gene Ontology annotation, cellular component: RNA polymerase II, core complex.
UCUAUAAAGGAUGGUGCUCUGGGGCGCUCUCUUCAGAAGCGCCGAGAGCGCGGCUGGGACGGUUGGCGAGGAAGGGUUUCCCGGAAGCCGAAGAGACAAACUGCUGUCGCUUCGGCCGUUAAGGAGCCCGGUUACUUAUUUAUUUAUUACUCUUUCUUUUUUCUGUCCCAAGGAUUUUCCUUUAGCCCCUUAAAAGCAUUUUUUUUUGGGGGGGGAAGGUAAAAGCCCUGGAAAAGGGGAGGCGAGAAGGUUCCUUUUGCUUUUCUUCGUAGUUCCCCAGGUCCUUUAAGACCUCCUCCCCUCGCCGGCAGGCAUUUCCUCUCGACCCCGGGAGGUCUUACCCGGUGGCCGCCCCGGCGGGGACUGGGCGCCGAGGCAGAGGCAGCGCCGGGUUUUUGUAGGGAGGUUUGCGCCUGCGCGGCGGGCCAGCCUCAGCCAUGCACGGUGGGGGACCUCCCUCUGGGGAUAGCGCAUGCCCACUACGAACUAUCAAGCGCGUACAAUUCGGAGUCCUCAGUCCUGAUGAACUGAAACGGAUGUCUGUGACAGAAGGUGGCAUCAAAUACCCUGAGACAACAGAGGGGGGGCGCCCCAAGCUUGGGGGACUGAUGGAUCCCAGGCAAGGAGUGAUUGAGCGGACAGGACGCUGUCAGACAUGCGCAGGUAACAUGACAGAAUGCCCUGGCCACUUUGGGCACAUUGAGCUGGCUAAGCCUGUAUUCCAUGUGGGUUUCUUAGUGAAGACAAUGAAAGUUCUUCGCUGUGUCUGCUUCUUCUGUUCCAAGUUACUUGUGGACUCAAACAAUCCAAAAAUCAAAGAUAUACUGGGUAAGUCAAAAGGACAACCAAAGAAACGACUCACCCACGUUUAUGACCUCUGCAAAGGCAAGAAUAUCUGUGAAGGAGGCGAGGAAAUGGACAACAAGUUUGGAGUAGAGCAACCUGAAGGUGAUGAGGAUCUAACCAAAGAAAAGGGCCAUGGAGGAUGUGGGAGAUACCAACCUCGGAUUCGACGCACGGGAUUGGAGCUGUAUGCAGAGUGGAAGCACGUGAACGAGGACUCGCAGGAAAAGAAAAUCCUGCUAAGUCCUGAGCGUGUGCAUGAGAUUUUCAAGCGUAUUUCAGAUGAGGAGUGUUUCGUCUUGGGCAUGGAGCCACGCUAUGCUCGGCCAGAGUGGAUGAUUGUGACUGUUCUCCCUGUUCCUCCUCUCUCUGUGCGGCCUGCUGUGGUUAUGCAGGGGUCUGCCCGGAAUCAGGAUGACCUGACACACAAGUUGGCUGACAUUGUAAAGAUCAACAAUCAGCUUCGGCGGAAUGAGCAGAAUGGAGCAGCUGCUCAUGUGAUUGCUGAGGAUGUAAAGUUGCUACAGUUCCAUGUCGCCACCAUGGUGGACAAUGAGCUGCCUGGCCUGCCCAGGGCAAUGCAGAAGUCAGGUAGGCCCCUCAAGUCCCUGAAGCAGCGGUUGAAGGGCAAAGAAGGGCGAGUCCGUGGUAAUCUGAUGGGCAAGCGGGUGGACUUCUCUGCCCGAACAGUCAUCACACCUGAUCCUAACCUAUCCAUCGACCAAGUAGGCGUGCCUCGUUCUAUUGCUGCCAACAUGACCUUUGCAGAAAUCGUCACCCCCUUCAACAUUGACAGGCUUCAAGAGCUGGUACGGAGGGGAAACAGCCAGUACCCUGGAGCCAAGUAUAUCAUCCGAGAUAAUGGUGACCGAAUCGAUUUGCGCUUCCAUCCCAAGCCUAGUGACCUCCACCUGCAAACUGGCUACAAGGUAGAGCGUCACAUGUGUGAUGGGGACAUUGUCAUCUUCAACCGGCAGCCAACACUGCACAAGAUGUCCAUGAUGGGUCAUAGGGUCCGCAUCUUGCCUUGGUCUACAUUCCGCCUGAAUCUCAGUGUGACAACGCCCUACAAUGCAGACUUUGAUGGGGAUGAGAUGAACUUGCAUUUACCACAGUCUCUAGAGACUAGAGCAGAGAUCCAGGAACUGGCCAUGGUGCCCCGAAUGAUUGUUACACCCCAGAGCAACCGACCUGUCAUGGGCAUUGUGCAAGAUACACUAACUGCAGUGCGAAAGUUCACCAAAAGAGAUGUCUUCCUAGAGAGGGGUGAAGUGAUGAACCUAUUGAUGUUCCUUUCAACAUGGGAUGGGAAGGUACCCCAACCAGCCAUACUGAAACCCCGACCUUUGUGGACAGGAAAACAGAUCUUCUCCCUUAUUGUGCCUGGGCACAUCAAUUGUAUUCGAACCCACAGUACUCACCCUGAUGAUGAAGACAGUGGCCCUUACAAGCACAUUUCUCCUGGGGACACCAAGGUGGUAGUGGAGAAUGGGGAACUGAUCAUGGGUAUUCUGUGCAAGAAAUCUCUGGGCACAUCAGCUGGCUCCCUUGUCCACAUCUCAUACCUAGAGAUGGGCCAUGACACUACCCGUCUCUUUUACUCCAACAUUCAGACAGUCAUCAACAAUUGGCUUCUCAUAGAAGGUCAUACCAUUGGCAUUGGGGACUCCAUCGCUGAUGCCAAGACCUACCAGGACAUUCAGAACACCAUCAAGAAAGCCAAACAAGAUGUAAUAGAGGUGAUUGAGAAGGCACAUAACAACGAACUGGAACCGACACCGGGAAACACUCUUCGACAGACAUUUGAAAAUCAAGUGAAUCGAAUCCUUAAUGACGCAAGAGACAAGACUGGCUCCUCUGCCCAGAAGUCCCUGUCUGAGUACAACAAUUUCAAGUCCAUGGUUGUAUCAGGAGCUAAGGGCUCUAAAAUCAAUAUCUCCCAGGUUAUUGCAGUAGUGGGACAGCAGAAUGUAGAAGGCAAGCGGAUUCCCUUUGGCUUCAAACACCGGACCCUUCCCCACUUCAUCAAAGAUGAUUAUGGUCCUGAGAGCCGAGGCUUUGUGGAAAACUCCUACUUGGCUGGUCUCACACCCACGGAGUUCUUCUUCCAUGCCAUGGGUGGGCGAGAAGGACUUAUUGACACUGCUGUCAAGACAGCUGAAACUGGCUAUAUCCAGAGACGUCUAAUCAAAUCAAUGGAGUCUGUGAUGGUGAAAUAUGAUGCAACAGUACGAAACUCUAUCAACCAAGUGGUACAGUUACGUUAUGGUGAAGAUGGACUGGCUGGUGAAAGCGUUGAGUUCCAGAACCUGGCAACCCUCAAACCUUCCAAUAAAGCCUUUGAGAAAAAGUUCCGUUUUGACUACACCAAUGAGCGAGCACUACGGCGUACUUUGCAAGAGGAAUUAGUUAAGGAUGUGCUGAGUAAUGCCCACAUCCAGAAUGAGCUGGAGCGUGAAUUUGAACGAAUGCGUGAGGACAGGGAGGUGCUUAGAGUCAUCUUCCCUACUGGAGACAGCAAGGUGGUUCUUCCCUGUAACUUGCUGCGUAUGAUUUGGAAUGCCCAGAAAAUCUUCCAUAUCAACCCUCGCCUCCCCUCGGACUUGCACCCAAUCAAGGUUGUCGAUGGUGUGAAAGAGUUGAGUAAGAAAUUGGUGAUUGUCAAUGGAGAAGACCCUCUGAGCCGUCAGGCACAGGAAAAUGCCACACUGCUCUUCAAUAUUCACUUGCGCUCCACUCUGUGCUCGAGACGCAUGGCAGAGGAGUUCAGACUGAGUGGGGAAGCCUUCGACUGGUUACUAGGGGAGAUUGAGUCCAAAUUCAACCAGGCUAUUGCCCAUCCUGGGGAGAUGGUAGGAGCUCUGGCAGCCCAGUCCCUGGGGGAGCCAGCCACCCAGAUGACUUUGAACACUUUUCACUAUGCUGGUGUGUCUGCCAAGAAUGUGACUCUGGGUGUGCCCCGUCUCAAGGAACUUAUCAACAUUUCCAAGAAGCCCAAGACACCCUCACUUACUGUGUUCUUGUUGGGUCAGUCUGCCCGUGAUGCUGAGAGAGCCAAGGAUAUCUUGUGCCGGCUGGAACACACAACUCUGAGGAAGGUGACAGCUAACACUGCCAUCUACUACGACCCUAAUCCCCAGAGCACAGUAGUAGCUGAGGAUCAGGAGUGGGUCAAUGUCUACUAUGAGAUGCCUGACUUUGAUGUUGCCCGAAUUUCACCCUGGCUGCUUCGAGUAGAGCUGGACCGUAAGCACAUGACAGAUCGAAAGCUGACUAUGGAGCAGAUUGCUGAAAAAAUAAACGCAGGUUUUGGUGAUGACUUAAACUGCAUCUUCAAUGAUGACAAUGCAGAGAAACUGGUACUCAGGAUUCGAAUCAUGAACAGUGAUGAGAACAAGAUGCAAGAGGAAGAAGAGGUGGUGGAUAAGAUGGAUGAUGACGUCUUCCUGCGUUGCAUUGAAUCCAACAUGCUGACAGAUAUGACCUUGCAGGGCAUCGAGCAAAUCAGCAAGGUGUACAUGCACUUGCCUCAGACAGACAAUAAAAAGAAAAUUAUCAUCACAGAAGAUGGAGAGUUCAAGGCAUUGCAGGAGUGGAUUCUAGAAACAGAUGGAGUGAGUCUGAUGCGUGUGUUGAGUGAGAAGGACGUGGAUCCUGUACGCACUACAUCCAAUGAUAUUGUGGAGAUCUUCACGGUGCUGGGCAUUGAGGCUGUGAGAAAGGCAUUAGAACGGGAGCUGUAUCAUGUGAUCUCCUUUGAUGGGUCAUAUGUCAACUACCGCCAUUUGGCCCUACUUUGUGACACCAUGACCUGCCGUGGACACUUAAUGGCCAUUACCAGGCAUGGCGUCAACCGACAAGACACAGGACCCCUCAUGAAAUGUUCCUUUGAAGAGACGGUGGAUGUGCUGAUGGAAGCUGCAGCCCAUGGAGAGAGUGACCCCAUGAAAGGCGUGUCUGAGAACAUCAUGCUUGGCCAACUGGCCCCUGCUGGCACGGGCUGCUUUGACCUCUUACUGGAUGCUGAGAAAUGCAAAUAUGGCAUGGAGAUCCCCACUAACAUUCCUGGCCUGGGAGCAGCUGGACCUACUGGCAUGUUCUUUGGCUCAGCCCCCAGCCCCAUGGGAGGCAUGUCUCCUGCCAUGACGCCCUGGAACCAGGGGGCCACCCCUGCUUAUGGAGCCUGGUCCCCUAGUGUUGGGAGUGGGAUGACUCCUGGAGCAGCUGGCUUCUCCCCUAGUGCUGCAUCAGAUGCUAGUGGCUUUAGUCCUGGCUACUCCCCAGCCUGGUCCCCUACACCUGGCUCCCCGGGAUCUCCAGGUCCUUCAAGCCCUUAUAUCCCUUCACCAGGUGGAGCCAUGUCUCCCAGCUAUUCACCAACAUCUCCAGCCUAUGAGCCCCGGUCUCCAGGGGGUUAUACCCCUCAAAGUCCUUCCUACUCUCCCACAUCACCCUCCUACUCACCCACAUCUCCCAGCUACUCUCCAACCAGCCCCAACUAUAGCCCCACCUCUCCCAGCUACUCCCCUACCUCUCCCAGCUACUCCCCCACCUCUCCCAGCUACUCCCCCACCUCUCCUAGCUACUCCCCUACCUCUCCCAGCUACUCCCCUACCUCUCCCAGCUACUCCCCUACCUCUCCUAGCUACUCUCCCACCUCUCCCAGCUAUUCCCCUACCUCUCCCAGCUACUCCCCUACCUCUCCCAGCUAUUCACCCACCUCUCCCAGCUAUUCCCCUACCUCUCCCAGCUACUCUCCUACUUCUCCCAGCUACUCUCCCACCUCUCCCAGCUAUUCCCCCACUUCCCCCAGCUAUUCCCCCACCUCCCCCAACUACUCACCUACCAGUCCCAACUAUACCCCAACAUCACCCAGCUAUAGUCCAACUUCCCCUAGCUACUCACCCACCAGCCCCAACUAUACUCCUACAAGCCCCAACUACAGUCCUACCUCCCCGAGCUACUCUCCAACCUCUCCCAGCUACUCCCCAACCUCUCCUAGCUAUUCUCCCUCAAGCCCACGCUAUACACCACAGUCCCCAACCUAUACUCCAAGCUCUCCUAGUUACAGUCCUAGCUCUCCCAGCUAUAGCCCCACUUCACCUAAGUAUACGCCAACUAGUCCUUCCUAUAGCCCCAGCUCGCCGGAGUAUACACCAACUUCCCCCAAGUACUCACCUACCAGCCCCAAGUAUUCACCUACAAGCCCCAAGUACUCACCCACCAGCCCUACAUACUCACCUACCACCCCAAAAUAUUCACCUACAUCUCCUACUUACUCGCCGACCUCUCCAGUUUAUACUCCAACCUCCCCCAAGUACUCCCCUACCUCCCCAACCUAUUCACCUACCUCCCCCAAGUAUUCACCAACCAGCCCAACUUAUUCACCUACUUCUCCCAAGGGUUCUACCUACUCUCCCACCUCACCUGGCUACUCCCCAACCAGUCCUACCUACAGCCUCACCAGCCCAGCCAUCAGCCCAGAUGACAGUGAUGAGGAAAACUGAGGGGGCACUGGAGAUAUUGGAGGCCAGAGAGUGGGAGAGUUCAAGGCCAGGUUAUCUCAGUUCUCUCCCUGCCACUUCCAAGAUGAUCCCCAAUGACCUUCCAGUUCAUACCCUGAUUUUUAAUCUCAUUCUAGAUGGGUAUUUUUCCAUUUGUUUUUUUUUUUAUUGUGCUUUCUUGGUAUCAUUUAUCUGUUGCAACCUUCCCCACACCAAGCUCCCUAGAGAUUAAGGGUGGGAAGAGUGACCAAGGACACACCCCUAAGCCUGUCCCCAAUAGGGCCCUAACUUAAUUAGUUUGAAGUGGGGAAAGGAGAGAGAGGUUUUAAAACCUGAAGAGGAGGGGUAGUAUACCUGUCCAUGGGAUCAUAUGCUCUUCUCAGGCAGCAUGAAGCUGCCUCUUGUCUGUUUUAUUUUAUUGAAGUUUAAAUAAAGUUUUACUAAUUUUGACCAAAA